AUGCCUCCCAAAGAUAUCCGCAGUUUCUUUGGAGCCCAAAAGACCAAGGCGCCGGCCAAGUCCAAUGACAAACGGCCAGCCACCACGUCUGUGGACGAAGAGAGAAAGCCCAAAAAGGUCAAACAGGAGGUCAAACAGGAGAUUAAUUCCGAGCCCGAGAAGUCGCCCGUCAAGCCAAAGAUUCCCGCAAAGCCCAAUCCCACUGCUAAGACCAAGUCUCCUGCCAAACCUGCUCCCAAAAAGCGGACAAUCCAGAUUGACGAUUCUGACAGCGAAGAUGGAGAGGCCCCUUAUGAGAUAGAUAUGGACAGCGACGACGGGUUUGUGGACGACGAUGAUUUGCCCGUGAAACCUGUGCAGCGACGAACACGACGAUCGGGGCCAGUCAAGGAUGACGAUGUGAUUGAGAUUGAUGAGGACGACAAUGUGGUCAAGAAGCCACCUCCCAAGGCAAGCGUAUCAAAUAAGGGCCCAAUCAUUGACUAUGACGAUCUCGAUGACGACGAUCUCGAGCAAAUCAAGCGUGCUCCUAAAAAGGCUGCCCCCAAGCCCAAGGCUGCUCCAACGGCCGCCCCCAAUGCUCGAUCCGCACCUGGAGGGGCUACAGCAGAGUCUGUACUAGCGCAAUUACCCGACGCCGAGCUUCCCGAGGUCGAGGAGGGGAAGAAGUUCAACUUCCGAGAGCAUCUGGCCAAGAACACGGCCACUGGAAGUGGAGAAGGAGGAGGAGCAGUGGAGCUUCCUGAGGCGGCCGAAAACUGUCUGGUGGGCCUCACGUUCGUUUUCACUGGCACCAUGCCCAACUUGUCGCGAGAAGAGGGUCAGGCCGCAGUCAAAAAGUACGGAGGUAAGGUCACUUCUUCCAUUUCUGGUAAGACCAACUGUGUUGUUCUGGGAGAAGAUGCCGGACCCAAGAAGAUUGAGCAGAUCAAGAAGCUCAGAACCAAGGCUCUGGAUGAAGCUGGUUUCUUGGAACUGCUCAGACUCAUGCCUGCUGACGGUGGAGGGGGUGCUGCUGCUGAAAAGGCGCUAGCUAAGCAGGCAGAAGAGGCCGACAAGAUUGCUGCUGAGAGCGCAAAGAUGGCUGCUGAGAUGGCGGCGCGAGAAAAGAAGGAGAAAGCUGCAUCCAAGAAGGCGGACGCUUCUGGAGCCCCUCGGGCUGUGUCUAUGGAUGACCAGCUGUGGACAGUCAAAUACGCCCCCAACAACCUGAAUCACGUUUGCGGAAACAAGGGAGCGGUGACCAAGCUACAAAACUGGCUCAACAACUGGCACGACAAUGCCAAACAUGGAUUCAAGCAGCCUGGAAAAGAUGGAUUUGGCAUUUAUCGUGCUGUUCUGCUGUCUGGUCCCCCUGGAAUCGGUAAGACUACUGCUGCGCAUCUGGUGGCCAACCUUGCAGGCUAUGAUGUGAUUGAGAACAACGCCUCGGAUGUGCGAUCUAAAAAGUUGCUUGCUCAGGACGUUUCUUCAGCUCUCACAAACACCUCCAUCAUGGGUUUCAUGAGCUCAGCGAAGUCUUCCAAAGAGAAGAAGAUCUGUAUGAUCAUGGACGAGGUCGAUGGUAUGUCUGCUGGUGAUCGAGGAGGUGUGGGCCAGAUGGCUGCCCUGUGUCGAACUACUGAGGUGCCAAUCAUCCUCAUCUGUAACGACAAGGGUCUUCCUAAGAUGCGUCCAUUUGACAGAGUGACUCUGGACAUUCCUUUCCGACGAAUGGACCCCAAGGCUAUCCUAGCACGAAUGAUGACCAUCUGUCAUCAGGAGAAGAUCAAAAUUUCAGCUCCUGUUUUGGAGCAGGUCAUUGCUGGCUGCAACUCAGAUAUUCGUCAGAUCAUCAACUUGCUGUCGACUUAUGCUCGAAACCAGAAUGAGGGUGGUCUUGAUAUUGAGUCUGGUAAGAAGAUGACCCAGUCAUGGGAGAAGAAUGUGGUUCUGAGUCCCUUUGAUAUCACUGGAAAGCUGCUUUCCGGAGGCCUAUGGGCUCCUUCCUCCAAGGCCACUCUCAAUGACAAGAUUGAGCUUUAUUUCAACGAUCACGACUUUGUUCCUCUCAUGAUCCAGGAAAACUAUCUCAACGUGCAGCCUAGUGGAGGAGGCGACAACAAGGAGCGUUUGAGGAAGACGUUGGCUGCUGCUGAGUCCAUAUCUGAUGGUGAUCUUGUUGAUAAGAUGAUUCAUGGCUCCCAGCAGCACUGGUCUCUGAUGCCUUUGCAUGGGUUCCUGAGUGCGGUUAGGCCUGCUUCUUUCGUUGCCGGCCAGGCCCGAGGACGAUUCAACUUCACGUCCUGGCUGGGUCAGAACUCCAAGGGAGGAAAGCAUCUUCGAGCUCUCCAGGAGCUUCAGAGUCAUGCUGGAUACAAGACUUCGGGCAACUCUCGAGAGCUGAGACAGCAGUACUUGCCUUUGAUGACUCGAAAGCUUCUUGACCCACUUUUGGCUAAGAAGGCAGAGGGAGUUCCUGAGGUGAUCGAUUUCAUGGACUCGUAUUAUCUCACCCGAGAGGAUUGGGAUGCUAUCAUGGAGAUGGGUGUUGGUCCUGACAGUGGAGAAGAGCGUAUGAAGAAGCUCGAGACUCAGACCAAAUCUGCCUUCACUCGAAAAUAUAACACUUCGUCGCAUCCCGUGCCCUACAUAAAGUCUGGAACUGCCAUGGACAUGAAGGCGUCUAAGGCCCAACCUGAUUCGGGAGACGUGGUUAAUGAGGAGGUGGAGAAGGAAGAGGAAGAGGAUGAAGAAGACAUUUCGAAGGACAAGUACAUCAAUCAGCCCAAAAAGAAGGCUGCUCCUAAGAAGGCUGCUCCCAAGAAGACACCUGCCAAGAAAGCUGCCCCCAAGAAGGCUGCUGCUAAGAAAAAAUAG
Molecule: messenger RNA, 2859 nt
Organism: Yarrowia lipolytica CLIB122
Lineage: Eukaryota; Fungi; Ascomycota; Dipodascomycetes; Dipodascales
Biological process (GO): DNA repair; DNA replication
Cellular component (GO): nucleus; DNA replication factor C complex
Molecular function (GO): ATP binding; ATP hydrolysis activity; DNA clamp loader activity
Source: RefSeq, a predicted model, not a curated record